Molecule: messenger RNA, 7096 nt
Organism: Zonotrichia albicollis (white-throated sparrow)
Lineage: Eukaryota; Metazoa; Chordata; Aves; Passeriformes; Passerellidae
Source: RefSeq, a predicted model, not a curated record
GUCCGGGACGGAGAUGACAGUGCCAGAAUUGUCAGGGCUGGAAAGGAUGGAUCUCUGGAGAUCACCCUGUCCCACCCCCCACCAACGCAGGGUCACCUGGGGCAGGUGACACAAGAACGUGUCCAGGUGUGUCUCCAGAGAGGGAGACUCCACACCAUCCCUGGGCAGGCACUAGGGCGCAGUGCUCUGCCAUCCUCAAUGUAAAAAAGUUAUUCCUCGUGUUGAGGGCAGACUUCUUGUGUUUUAGUUUAUGGCCAUUGCUUCCUCUCCUGUCACUGUGCACCGCUGAAGGGAGUCUGGCACCACCCACUUGACGCCCACCUUGAUGAUAUUUAUAUAGAUUGUUGAGAUUCCCUGUCAGCCUCCUCUUCUUCAGAUUAAACAGGAUGAACUCACAGUCUGGCACUCUUCUCAUUCGAGAGAUACUCAAGUUCCUUAAUUAUCUUUAUGUCCUCCUCUGGACCCUUUCCACCAGUGCCUUGCCUUGUGCUGGGGUGUGCACUUGGGGCUGGCAGCAGGAAGGUGGCUGCUGGACAGGGACGGGCCAGGGAAGCCCCGGCAGAUGGCAUCGGUGGCUCCCAGCGUGCCCAUCCUGCUGCACACAGGGCAGAGCUGUCAGACCCCUGCCACGCCUGGGAGCUGCUCUUUGCAGUCCCUUUUGGGUCCUGACAGGAGGAGACAGAGCAGAACAGCUACAGUGUGGAUCCACUCACAGUUACUGAGGGACCAGGCAUGGCACCCACUUGUCUCUGAGCUUAAGGGGCACUCCAGAUUAUGAUUUAAAAAUAAAAGACAAACCUCAGACAUCCUGGUACUCAAUUCUGUGGCUGUGCUAAGAAUCAGCUAGGAAGUUGCUUCUGCCCCCCAGCAGGUGGAUUUCCUUUCCCACCAGCUUUGCAGGCUCUGGAAAAGGUUCUUUGCUGUGUUGGAAGGUGGCUCAGCAGCAAUGCCAGCCCACAGGCUGGCCCUGUCUGCACACCCUGCUCCAUUGGUGUUCGUUUUCCUGCUGCUUGUGGUCAGGAUUGGGCUGUUCACUCUGUUUGCUGCCAGCUGCCCCCUCAGCUCUGAUCAUUGUUCCUUCUUCUACCAAAUUCUUGAGUUUAACCCCAAACCAAACAAGCAGGGGACAGAAAAGAGGGAAGAUAACAAAUGCAUUCCACAUUUUAACAUGCAGUGGCUUCCAUGGUUUUGUUUUGGGAUUUUCACUGUUACCCCAUGGAAAAUCUGCAGCUAUUUGUUUGGGAUCAUCAUGUUCUAUUCAAGCUAUGCAGAUUGUGCUUUCUGCCCCUCAGGUCAUUAGACACAUGAAGGAGGGGCUGAUAUGGCAAUCUCAUGCAUGGCAUGGCAAUCUCAUUGCCAUGCUGUGGAGAUACUUUUUGGUUUUUUUUUUGGUUUUUUUAAGAGUUGACAACCCAGAACUCCCCAAAUCUCUGCUUGCAAUAAUGACCAUACGUGCAUAGGGAGUGAGGGCAGUCAGGGUACUGCCCAUGGUGCCACCUCCAGGACAUAAACUGGGGUCUCUCCUGCCUUAUGUCCAGCUGUCUCUCCCAACAGCCACAGUUGUUUCAUGGUCCAGGCAAAGGCUGAAGGAACAACAUCCCCACUCCUGUCCUAGCUGGAGCCCAGAGUUUGGUCAGAGAGAGGCUCUAGCCAGGUAUUGAUCAGUGCCAGGAGGGGCACCUUCAGGGCAGUUGUCGCAAUCCAGUGAUCCGAUAAUUGCUGUCCCCUGCCGGGCUGUGCCAGCCCCGAGCCCUCUGGUCGCAGCAGUCAUGUGGCAGUUGGCUAAUGAGGUGACGCCCUGCACGGGCAGCACAUUGUCAGGUGGAAGAGGAGCCCCACACAGGCCCAGGGAGAGCUUUGCGGUCUGUUCUGUCCCACCGGCCAUGGAUAGGAAGCAGAAGCAAGCAGAGAAGGCCAGGCCCUGUGGCCUGCUGAAGCAGACAGCUCUAAACAAGAUCGUGGGCAGAUUCCAGCUGCACCAGGAGGCGCUGCCCCACCUGCCUGUGCCCCCCCUGCAGCAGACCCUGGACCGGUACCUGCUGGCCCUGGAGCCCAUCAUCAGCCCCGAGGAGCUGAGCCACACGCAGCAGCUCGUGGCCGAGUUCCGCAAGCCGGGAGGCGUCGGCGAGAGGCUGCAGAAAGGCUUGGAGAGAAGAGCCAAGAAAACAGAGAACUGGCUCUCAGACUGGUGGCUGAAGACAGCUUACCUGGAAUAUCGCUUGCCAGUCGUGGUCCACUCCAGCCCAGGUGUGGUUUUACCUAAGCAGGAUUUUCUGGAUCGACAAGGUCAGCUCAGGUUUGCUGCCAAGCUGAUCGAGGGUAUCCUGGAUUUCAAGGCCAUGAUUGACAAUGAGACCCUCCCAGUGGAGUACAUGGGUGGGAAGCCCCUCUGUAUGAACCAGUACUACCAGAUCCUCUCAUCCUGCCGCAUUCCCGGGCCCAAGCGGGACUCCAUUGUCAACUAUGCCAAAGGCAAAAAGCAGUCCAGACACAUCACAGUCGUUCACAACUUCCAGUUCUUUGAGCUGGAUGUUUACCACAGUGAUGGAUCUCCCCUUACUGCUGACCAGCUCUUCAUUCAGCUGGAGAAGAUUUGGAAUACCUCCCUCCAAACAAACAAAGAACCUAUUGGGAUCCUCACCACCAACCACCGGAACAGCUGGGCAAAAGCCUACAACAACCUCCUGAAAGAUAAGACCAACAAGGAGUCCGUGCGUGCGAUUGAGAAGAGCAUCUGCACCGUGUGCCUGGACGCCCCCAUGCCCCGGGUGUCCGAGGACAUCUACAAGAGCCGCGUGGCCGCGCAGAUGCUGCACGGCGGCGGCAGCCGCUUGAACAGCGGCAACCGAUGGUUCGACAAAACCCUGCAGUUCAUCGUUGCUGAAGAUGGCUCCUGUGGUCUCGUAUAUGAGCACGCUCCCUCCGAAGGCCCACCCAUCGUUGCUCUUCUGGACCACGUCGUGGAGUUCACGAAGAAGCCCGAGACGGGCAAAUCUCCUACAGUUCAUCUGCCAAUGCCCAAAAAGCUGCGGUUUAACAUCACCCCAGAAAUCAAGAAUGACAUCGAGAAUGCAAAGCAAAACCUCAACAUAAUGGUAGAAGAUCUGGAUAUCAAAGUCAUGGUCUUUCAUCAAUUUGGGAAAGGAUUUCCCAAGUCAGAGAAGAUAAGCCCUGAUGCUUUUAUCCAGCUGGCCUUGCAGCUGGCGUACUACAGGAUGUACGGCCGCGCCUGUGCCACGUACGAGAGCGCGUCACUGCGGAUGUUCCGCCUGGGCCGCACCGACACCAUCCGCUCCGCCUCCGUGGACUCCCUCAAGUUUGUCAAGUCCAUGGACAGCCCUGACAAAUCGGACCAGGAGAAAGCUGACCUGCUGAGGAAAGCCACACAGGCCCACAGGGAAUACACAGACAUGGCCAUCCGGGGCAAUGCCAUAGACCGGCACCUGCUGGGGCUGAAGCUCCAGGCAAUCGAGGACCUGGUGAGCAUUCCUGAGCUCUUCAUGGACACAGCCUAUGCUGUUGCAAUGCACUUCAACCUCUCAACCAGCCAGGUCCCAGCCAAGACAGAUUGUGUGAUGUGUUUUGGUCCCGUGGUUCCAGAUGGCUAUGGAGUGUGUUACAACCCCAUGGAGGAACACAUCAACUUUGCCAUUUCAGCCUUCAACAGCUGUGCUGACACAAACGCCGCCCGCAUGGCACAUUACCUUGAGAAAGCACUGCUGGACAUGAGGAUCUUGCUGCAGGCUGCUCCCAAAUCCAAACUGUAAGAGGGAAACCCCCAGUUAAAUGGGCUAUCCCUGAUGCACUGAAGCUCCCAGUUCCUCAGAAAACAAUUCAGAGAACAGCAAAGAUAUCUACCAUUUGUUUUCAGCAAGAUGUUACAGAAUAGUCACCCACAGAUGUCAGACUCUGUAGUGAGAGGAAACACUGCCUCAAACCAAAGUAGAACUGAGAGGCCUCUCCCAUCAAUGCAAAGUGCACCUUCCUGUCCUCAAAGAGGACACAAAUAUGAUUUUUAUGAAAACUACUGUAAGGGAGUACAGAAAGCACAGUCCUUGCCAGUGUCUAAAUCCAUUUGGUGAGGAAGGUAGUUCUUGUCCAUGAGAAGCAGGGAAUGAUUAUUGUAUGAUAGAACUACUGUAAGACCAAGUCUUUUUCCUGGUUUCAUCUUCUGAAGAGCAUCUUCCAGUCUUGACUGAAGAUUUUUCUACUGCUCCAGCAAAGCCUCAUAAUUGAACUUCAGCAAGGGGAGAAGGAAGUUCAGCCAGAGCAGAUCCAGUCUCAUUAGAGUACUGCACUACUUAUCCCAGGCACUCCAGCCAGUACAGGCCCUACAGGAACGCUCCCUUCCCCUUGUUCAGGACACUGGCAUCUCCUUCGUCUUACACCAACCCCCUUAACAACAGGACAUGACUUGAUACAAACUAAGGUGAUUUUUACUGUUUCAGGUUAUUUUUGUUGUUGUUCUUGCUCUGAGCUUUUUGUUAAGCUUCCUGCCAUGGUCCUACCAUUGAUCAUCCAGCUCAGCCUUAAGCUUUUUCCCCAUAAAGCUUCUACAAAACUCUCCUCAUGUAAGUUUUGCCAGCUUUGGCUUUAGGUACCUUCACAUCUGCAGAGAUGAGAAGGAAUUUCUUAGACAUUUAGCUUGACACUUGCUCCAUUGUACCUUUCUUUGGAGAUGAGGAAAAGAAAAAGAUGCUGACUCUUUAUGAACAAGCCACAUGCCUGAUGUCCCUCAGGACACACACAUUAACCCAAUGUGGUUUUACACCCUGCUUUCAGAAACAGCCUUUUUGUGCACAAUGUUAUGCCCAAGCUGUGGACAAAUAAGGAUGUUUCUGAUCAGGAACUCCAACACAUAUUUCCAUUCCUGGCCCACAGAGUUGAAAUCUGUUAAAGGGCAAAGGAAAAACAGCUGCAGAAACCCUUCUUUCACUCUGCUGUAACAAGGCAGAAAAUCUUGAAAAACAGGAAGAAAGCUGUAGGGUUUUUUCUGCACUGUUCCUGCACAGCACCUUUUCUGCCACUCUGGGGAGUUAUUUCUUACUGAAAUACUACUCCAAUUUGUGUCAGCUUUAUUCUGUGAGAGAAUGAUCUCAUGUGAUACUGUUUUUAUGUUCAGUUGACAAACUUGAGACAGUAGAAGAUUAUAUAUAAACAUUAACAUACAAUGGUAGCAUAGGAACUACUUCCAACCCAUCUGUCAGAAGCCAAGCUCCUGACUACACUUUUAUUUAGUAAAACCAUAUGGUAAUAAAGAAUUCUAGUGCUCUUUCUGCAGUAGGAAUUCUGUAUUUAAAUUGCACACCCUUCAAGAUGUGUCUGCUGGGAUGUCACCAUAAAUAAGAAGCAUUAGGAGUGUGAUGGCCUGUUUUGUUAACAGGGAAAUAAUUGCAAGGGACAUGAUCAAAGUGCCUUGAUGAACAUAUAUGAACAAAUUUGCACUAAAGCUUUUUAAAGUAAAAGAAGAGAAAAAAUAAAUCUAAUUUGUUUCUCAAAAUAUACAUGCCAAUGCUUUUGGCAUGUUUUUCCUGAAAGGAUGUUAUUUCAAAGCUUCUAUCUUAUACCUAAUAACAUACCUUAAAAGAGGAAAAUUUAAUUGAAACUCACCUGCACAGCCAGUGAUUGUAUUGACCUUGAUUGAACUGCCACUUUCACAUCAUCUACAUGGAUUUAGUUGAUCUUUUAGAGGAAUCUUGAAUGGAGUGAGAGCCUAAAAGCAUGAACAGGAGCACUACAGACCUGCAAGCAGAAAUCCCUGCUCUGGUGACUCCUCUGUAUCAAUCAGACUGAAAACUGCAAGAGGAUACUCAGUAUUAUCAAACUCUAAGUGAUUGUGUAAAUACUACAGACAAGAACAAACCUUACUGGAGUAACAUCUGGAUUCAUGGAGCCUUUUACAUGGAAAAAAAAAAAAUAUUCAUUUUGCCAAGUAAUCCUCCCCCCAUACUGAAUCAGCCUCUGUUACCAGGGGAAGAAUUACUUUUCCAUGUCUGCAAUGCCUUCAAGCACAAGUAGCACUACUGAAAUAUUUGGGACUGGCCCUUUUCCACUUCUGUCUCAAAGGGGAAGGCUCUCAAAGCAAAGUGCCUAUUAAAGACUAAGCAUAAGCAUGUGCUGCUGAAGAUUGUACCUCAGAAGAUUGGAUUGAUCUAUUCUGGAACUAAAUCUGGACAUCCCACUAGCUUCAGCAGAGUACAGCUGCAGGGAGCAGACAAAGAGAUAAAAGAUUCAUAAACCAUCUAAUGCGUCCUUACUAAAACACAGAGCUGAAAUUCAGAUGAAUGAGGUUGAUUUUUAAAGUGCUUGAAAGGACACUAAAAUCACAACAAGGUUUUUCCUUCAAAAAGUCUUUUCUUAUUGUACAAGUUCUAAAAUGUGAUGUCCUUCUGGUUUGUAUCUUCAAGAUUUUUUCACUGUUGACUUACUGAAUACUCUUCUCCCUGUUUCUGAUUGUUUUAUCAAGAGAUGCCCAUUGUCUUAAAGGCACAUUAAGGAGAAGAAACUAAAGCUCCAGAAAAUUGACUGAUUUGGAACAAAUUAUUUCAGAAAUUCAUAAACUGAAAAUAUUCAGAUAACUCUUGGGGUGAGUGCAAUUUUUGACACAGCCUGGUAGUGUUGCAUGUUUUGCUGGUUAGCUGUGUUAAAUACUGUUGGGUAGUGGGAUCCAUGUCUUGCAAAGUUUGGAAAUGUUUGUUGAAUAAACUGGGACACAAUAAACAGAUAAAUGCUACAAAAAGGCUUAAAUCUCCUUAAACACUGCAGAAGUUACAUAACUGCCCUUAAUGGGACAAUGAUUGUGUGGGGACAGCAAGAACAGUGAACCACAGCAUUCUGUCACCUUCCUUUUAUUGUCAUAUCUCCAUCCAGCCCCCUUGAGUACAGGGGAGGAAGAGAAAGCAUCUGCUUGCAAAGCCACAUAUUCCAAAGAAAACAUUCAAUUUCAGAAAACUAGUGGCAGGAGAUUUCAUACAAGUGUAGGAUAAUAAGGCAGAGCUCAAAUCUUUUUCCUGCACAGCACCAUUUAGUUAAGAAAAUCCAUGGAAUCACUAAGGAAUUUCUACCAUAUAUCAAGUAUUGCAAAGAUUUCUGAAAA